This is a messenger RNA of Trichophyton rubrum CBS 118892, 4947 nucleotides long. RefSeq lists its product as uncharacterized. Gene Ontology annotation, cellular component: membrane. The record is from RefSeq and is a predicted model, not a curated record. NCBI's taxonomy places the organism in Eukaryota, Fungi, Ascomycota, Eurotiomycetes, Onygenales, Arthrodermataceae. The transcript has 6 exons. Bases 525 to 4661 code for a protein of 1378 amino acids.
UCUCGAUUGACGAGGCAACUCAGCUGUCACCAUCCUGCCGUUCGCCGUUGUGCUGUUGAAUCGCCCGUCUGUCCAUUGGAGUCCUUAGCUGGCGUCUCCUUCACCACAGGUACGUCCCCGGCCUGUCGUCACCAAGGUUAGCUCGGUAACUAACUAGUUGACUGCUAACUGCUAGUUUUCUGGCAGAUCUAACAAACAACCGCUCCCGUCUGUCACUCUGGAGGAGCACAACUGCUGCAAAACACGCCAGAGCUGCUUCUCAGGACGCUGGCAGGCUAGCCAUAUCAUACUGCGGGAUAAGGUGAGCCUCCGACUUUCUCGCUGAUAAAUAUUGCCUUCGAAAGAGUUUCUCUCAGCUAACCUGCCUGCCUGGACUAUCAGUUGCCCGUUCCGCCAGACCGACCUUUCUCUCCUCCCCCCUCGCAACGCCCAAGGCGUGGUUAACGUUGAAGAUACUAUGUUGCUCGAGGCAUUGAACUGAAACCUUUCACCGAAGAGCAACAUCUCACAGCACUCGCCGCACAAUGCCUUCCAGAAGAGCAUCAAGACCGUAUGAUGAAUCCCAGAACUACAGCCCAACCCAGAGGAGAAACGGGACAAUGCAUCAGAGUGGCUAUCCAGACCAGCCGCAGACCCAAGAUGAUUAUGGUACACCAGUAAACUCUCGAGGCCAACCUUCCCAAUCUAUGUCAUUUGCACACCGAGCUAAAGAGCGUGGGCAAGAUGAAUUACCGUACGAGUCAGUCUCGCCCAACGGAGCACAGAGCCCCCUUAUGAACCCGCUUAUGAGCCCUAUUAGCGCAUACCAGAAAGCAAACUCGCAAUCACCGUCGAUACAGCAAAAUCCGGCAUCUCCAAAUAUCCACUCACCGCCACAUUCACAAGCCAGUGUCGAAGCCUCACCUGUGAUGCGCCAAAACUCGCAGAUGGCUCCGAGACAGAAGAAGACAGCAAAGGAAUGGGCACCAGCACGCUCGCCGUUGAAAAAACUUGAGCUCACGCUAAAUGAUAUAAGCAAGGAAGAAAAGCGCGCAAGAGUCGAGGAGGCUGAGAUGCUACUGAGAGAAGCUCGGGCAGGUCUCCAAGGCAAGACCAUCAGCCGUGAUGCGGGCGGUAAACCCCAUCUUGCUCCAGAGAGCGCCAGGAAUAAGGAGAAUGCGUUCAAACCUUCAAAUAUUGAGGAAGCUGGCUUACUGAGGAGCCUAAGCACCAAGCAAAAGGACAAGAUCCGUGAAAGCGCCCAGAUGGAACUGAAAAAGCCAGACCCAGACCAGGUCUCCGAUGCUCAAGCGGGUGGAUUCGAGUAUGAGAGAACUCAUCCUCCGCCGGGUUACAAUUCACCCACUUCUUUGAAUCAGCCCGCACAAAUCCCGGAUAAUCAUCAUGGCCAGCUUCCAGGAGCUCCACUGCCGAAGGACAACCAAAUACAGCAGACACGAGAACUGUUUGAACCCCCCGCGGGAGAAACUUGCUCAGGAGCAAUCGAUUCAGAAGCUUCUCAGGCUGAAGAUGCGAAGAAUGGCCCGAGCAAGCAGAAGCACGCUUCUGUUUCCUUUGCGGUUCCUCCGCCGACACCCCCGCCAGUAUCUGAAUGGAUGCAUGCAGUAGUUGGACGGUUAUGCUUGACCGAUUUUGACCUCCGGGUACCGGAUAUGGACAGGGAUUGGAGAGGACGGGGAACCAGAGGAACUAGAAAUGUCCACAGAGGAGUCGAGAGCGGCUUACCUAGAGUCACACUCAAGAAAAACACGCCAUUUAACCCGCCUCUAUAUCUAAAGUGUGGGCCUCUCCUUCGAUUCACAGGCACAACCAAGGAAGUAGUAGAUCUGCCGAAUGGUCCCUGUGAGCAAGAGAUUUGGCGAGGAUCUAUCAUGAUCGUUACCCAGGACUCUGCAUCGUUCUAUGACACCCCGCCGACCUUGAGGAUAUUCUCUCAACCGAAGGAGCUGAUACCACCACCCCCAUCCAGUGAUCCAAGCGACCACGACUCACCUCUAGCACCAGAAUAUGUUGACCCCAUAGCCGGCCUAGGAAAAAUAGGUAGAAACGGUAAUUUGCUUUAUGUCAAGCCUGUGGAUCAUAUAGAAGAAGGCCUGGAUCUUUGCUAUGACGAAACCGAGGAAGGUCUAUUUGAGCGGUCUCCUAGCCAAAUUGACUAUGCCGCUAGUCGUCGUGUAUCAAUCCCACCUGAUACCAGGAUCCAAGGGACUGAUGGAGAAAUGGUUGGGAAAUACAAGGUGGUCAAGGCUAGCCGGGUAUACAUAGACCCUGGUAGGGAUACCACGUUCUGGCGAUUCAACCUAGAAAUCGAACUUGGCGACAAGGAGGAACAUGUUGCAUACCGUAUCAAUAAUGGCUCCGUGGUAGGUUUCUGGGUGCCUGCCAGAGGCCAGGCAAUGAACAUUUUAUACCACACCGGAAAUGGAUUUGGUAUGUCCGUUGAUACCGACAAGUACAGUGGCCCCGACCCUAUGUGGCGGGAUGCUCUGAACGCACACCAGUCGCGUCCAUUCCACGUCAUGAUUGGCGGAGGAUCACAAAUCAACAAUAAUGCCAUUACUGUGGAAGCUGACCAUUUCCGAAAAUGGAUUGAAAUGAAAGGGAAGAAUGAAAAGCAUGAAUAUCCCCUGAACCUGGACAUUAAGGGAGAACUGGAAGAAUUCUACCUUGAGAAUUAUGCAGCUUGGUUUUCGCAGGGCCUGUUUGGCAUGGCAUGCUCUCAAAUUCCAAUGGUUAAUAUGUGGGAUGAUAACGACAUUAUUAGCGGCUACGGCUCGUUUACGGAUGAAUUGAUGAAAUCCCCUGUUUUCUCGGGACUAGGAAAUGUUGCAUUCAAGUAUUAUUUGCUCUUCCAGCAUCAAACUGCAAUUGAGGAGACGGAGGAGCAUGAACCAAGCUGGCUUCUUGGAUCGGCCGAAGGACCUUAUAUCCGGCAAAAGAGCAGAAAUCUGCUCAUGAGCUUGGGUGAAAGAAUAGGCCUUUUGGCAAUUGAUUGCCGCACUGAACGAUCGAAAAUGGAUAUUAUGAUUGAUGAGAGUUAUGACCUUAUCUGGGAUCGAUGCCACCAACAGAUUGUGAAGGGAGAAAUGAAACAUUUACUAGUACUGGUUGGAGUUCCGGUUGCUUUCCCGAGACUUUCGUUGAUUGAGGGAGUUCUCAAGGGCCCUGCAAAGGCUCUUGGGCGGAACGGUGUCUUCCGCAACGCAAGCACUAAGAUUGAAAACACUUCGGAGAAGAUGGACGACCAAUGGACUUCAAAACAACAUAAACUUGAACGGAAAUGGUUGAUAGAAGAUUUGCAAGAACUUGCGGCCGAGAAAUCGUUGAGAGUCACAAUAUUAGGGGGCGGAGCCAACCUUGCGGCUGUUGGACAGUUCUACUCAGAUCCCAACCUACAGAUCCCCAAGGACAAGGACUACAGAUACAUGCCAAAUGUAAUAUCUUCCCCGAUAGUGGACGCUCCCCUCUCAGAAAUCAUGACCGAUACCCUCAACAAGCGCAACAAGGUGCAUACCUUGGACCUCAAAACGGUUGAGGAUAUGCGAGCAAUGUUUUGGCAUGAUGUUGAAGGACGGCCGCGAAAUAACAAACGACUGCUACCCCGAAGAAACUGGUGCUCUAUCAGAGAAUACACUCCAGGAUGUACUCCUCCCGCUACACCCCCGCCAGAACCCACUUCCCCAGCUUCUCCGGCAUCUUCUGCCGAUAUGCGUCCCAGAAGGCUAGGGAGAACACUUUCUAUGUCUCGCGGUGACAGACCGGCUAAUGGCCUUAUGCGGCGGCUGUCCCUUAAAGCUCAGCGUCCGCAGAUCAGCCAUCCCAUCCCGAAGGAUCAGGUUACCCAGCGUAUGAGCUAUGAUGAGCCACGAUUACGAAGGGACAGUGUAAGUCAGUUACCAGAGCAGACAUACAGUGACGCCCAGUUACCACAAAACCCGAGCUACGCCGACGCAGACGGCGACAGUUCUUCAUUACCAAACAAAUUUGUGCGACGCCGCACUGAUCUCAGUAUUCGAGAGAUCAAACAGGCAGCAAAGGGCGGUCCAGAUCAGCACCACUUUAUUAAUAUUGAAGGCGGGUUACAUAUCACCUUCAACUGCGAGGUCAAGCCCCAAGAUCCGGCCGGGAUCACAACGCCUUACCAUGUUCUUAUCCUGGCGUUAUCGUUUGAUGGGGAGUUUGAACCCAGCGUUGAAGUGGAGAAAAAGCAAUGGUGGAAACUGGGGCACCGCAAAAAUAACAGCAGUGUUGCACAAAUCGACGGUGCUGAGCCAGUAGUAGGAGCAGCAAAGGCGGCGAAUGACGAACAGCAGCAGCAGCAGCAACAGCCUCAGCACCUGCAGCAGGUCGAGAACGAUGCAUACCACAACUACGGCCGUCCCAAUCCUCGGGAAUGUAGGCAAGGAUACUAUGAGGACGAAUAUGAUGACGAUAUCAAUGUCCGGGGCUCUCCACGCCACGCGCAAUAUGCGGUCCAAGGUCGGCCGGGCGAGCUAUCGUCCCCCAGAAUGCUUCCCCAGCCACCGCCACAGCAGAGCCAGGGCAAACAACAUCAUUAUUUCAAUGCUGCUGCCAUUGACCCGGCUAAUGGCGGUGAGCAUGGAUACGAGGGCAUAGAAGCAUACCGUCCAAGGAAGAAAAAAUGGCUGGGUAUUCUUUGAAAUCCGGCGAGAUCAUCUGCCGUUCUAGACAACAAGACAAGAUCACAGCCACUUACUCAGCAGUGGAUCUCGCCCGCCGGGUAGUCAGGUUAGCAAAGAUAAGGAAUCAUGGGGAGGAAACGAGGGGCAGGAGUCUGUCUAUGUAUCUCUAGCAUGUUUCAUCCGUGUUUUAGUUUUUCUGGAUCUGUCAUUAGAGGCGUUCAUCGAAUUUAUGCAUCUCUCCAGCCAUACAGAGUACCCAUAGCAUCCCAAGAUGAAUUUUGGCAGGCCCCGAUUGGCACCUCGC